UUGCCGUUGCCAGAGUACUGACCAUUGAGUACAAUAGUUCUUCCUGUUCUCGCGCUUCCAUUGACGCCAUCUUGUUUUAUUUCUAAUGAAUGGCGUUAUUCUUAGUGUUGAAUUAAGUGCAAAUAGUGAUGAGUUAUUGAUCAUUUCGGUCUAGUAAUAGUUGCAAAUAAGUAAUCCUUGUUGUAAAUAUCCGAAAAACUUAAUUGAAAAUGGGGAGAGGAAGAGAUCGUAGUCGUGAUAGGCGUCGCAGUCGUAGUAGGAGCAGGAGUAGGAGUCGCAGUCGCAGCCCUCGAUAUGGUCUUGGAUCUGGAGGAGGUGGUGGCGGCGGAGGCGGUUAUGGUGGCGGUGGCCGGCGAAGUAAUCCCGGGGCCAGCUUGCGUAAACCCAAGUGGGACCUGAGUAGACUGAAACCGUUCAAGAAAGACUUUUAUGUACCUCAUCCAGAUGUGGAGAAUAGAUCUGAAUCUGAAGUAGAGGCUUGGAGGAGCGACAAUGAAAUUACACUGAAAGGGCGAAACAUACCCAAGCCAACUAUGACUUUUGACGAAGCAGGUUUUCCUGAUUAUGUUAUGGAUGAGAUUGAUAAAAUGGGUUUUUCCAAACCAACACCCAUACAAGCUCAAGGUUGGCCUAUUGCAUUGAGUGGGCAUGAUAUGGUGGGGAUUGCAUCCACAGGCUCAGGAAAAACCUUGUCUUAUAUUUUGCCUGCAAUUGUACACAUUAACAAUCAGCCAAAGUCUAGCAGAGGUGAUGGCCCUAUUGCUCUAGUAUUGGCACCUACUAGAGAAUUAGCACAACAAAUCCAAGAAGUCUGUGAUAAGUUUGCAAACACAUCUAAAAUACACAAUACGUGUUUGUUUGGUGGGGCGCCCAAAGGCCCUCAAGCUAGAGACUUGGAUGCUGGGGUUGAAAUUGUUAUUGCAACACCAGGUCGCCUUUUAGAUUUUCUGGAAAGUGGAAGAACAAACUUAAAAAGAACCACAUAUUUAGUAUUAGAUGAAGCUGACAGGAUGUUGGAUAUGGGUUUCGAACCUCAAAUCAGAAAGAUUAUUGAACAAAUUCGUCCCGAUCGUCAAACACUUAUGUGGUCUGCAACAUGGCCGAGGGAAGUUCAAAGCUUAGCAGCAGAAUUCUUAAAGGAUUACCUACAAAUCAAUGUUGGCUCGUUACAACUGGCUGCCAACCACAAUAUCUUGCAAAUAAUUGAUGUCUGCAUGGAGUAUGAAAAAGAAACUAAACUGAGCACACUUCUUAAAGAAAUCAUGGCUGAGAAGGAAAAUAAAACAAUCAUUUUUAUUGAAACUAAACGUAGAGUUGAUGAUAUAACAAGAAAAAUGAAAAGAGAUGGAUGGCCUGCUGUAUGUAUUCAUGGAGAUAAGUCACAAAAUGAACGUGACUGGGUCUUGCAAGAUUUUCGAAGUGGAAAAGCUCCUAUUCUUGUUGCUACGGAUGUUGCUGCCAGAGGUUUAGAUGUGGAUGAUGUCAAAUUCGUAAUUAAUUUCGACUACCCAAGCAAUUCAGAAGAUUACGUCCAUAGAAUUGGAAGAACUGGACGAACGAAUAAAACUGGGACAGCAUAUACGUUUUUUACACCGUCAAAUGCAGCAAAGGCGGCAGAUCUUGUUGCCGUGUUGAAAGAAGCUAAACAAGUUGUCAAUCCAAAAUUACAAGAGUUAUCUGAACGAGGUGGAGGUGGCGGAAGACCAGGGCACCGAGGCCGCGGUGGAAGAUAUCGUCGUGGACGGCGUUCUCGCUCCAGGUCGCGGUCUCGCCGCCGCCGCUCCCGCACACGCUCGCGUUCGCGUGAUCGUCGCCGCAGGCGCCACAGCUCGUCUAGAUCUUCGCGAAGCCGGUCGUCGAGGUCGUCAAGAAGCCACUCGCGCUCCCGUUCCCGUUCUCGCAGCCGAUCUCGCUCAGGCAAGUGCAGCCCCCUGAAGACUACUACGGAUUCGGGCCAACAACAGGCGCCCCAAGCUCUUCUUCCCACGCCAAAACCCCUUUUGCCAACUCCCAUUGGUCCCCAGCUUCCUGCCAACGCCGCUAAAGGUCCUGCCACACCCCCUACUGAAAAUAAUAUGAAUAUGACGCAAACUGAUAGAAAUGUCAUGCUCAAUAAUCCUCCAAAUGGUAAUGCAAAUUACCUACAUCCACCUAAUCAAAUACCGCCUUUGAUGGCUCUAAAUCCUCAAAUGACUAUGUGUGGUCCUCCCCCAAUGAACGGACCAGGUUUUCCCAUGCCGCCUUUUUUUCCUACCGAUCAGUACGGUCUUAUGAUGCCAAAUUUCCCCACGGCGAUGUUACCACCAGGAAACUGGGCAGCGCCGCCCCCUCCCCCGCCUCCUCCUCCGCCAUCCGAGUCCUCUGCUAAUGGGAGUCUCGAGCAAAGGGGCCCUGGACAAAGUGGCCACGAGUCAGAUUCCAGAAAACGCGGGGCUCGCUCAGGCGGGCUCGGUGGCUCGAGCUAUACGCCUGCUGCGGGCGGGCUCGGCUCCGGCAGCGGCGGGCUAGGGGCAGGCGGCGGGCUCGGCUCCGCUUCCGCUGGGCUCAGCAACAGCUCUGCUCAUGCCGCCGGCGGCGGGCUCGGGUCCGGCGGCGGGCUUGGCUCGUCCGGCGGACUCGGUUCUUCAGGAGGUCUCGGCUCGGAUGGUCCUUCUGGAUCGCGGUCACGAGGCCGUGACAGGCGGCGCCGCGGCAGAGGACGCGAUCACGACGACUUUGACUCGGAAAAUCCGGGCUCAGGAGGUCUCGGCUCGGCAGGACUCGGUGCCCCCGACGGGGGCGGCCUGGGCCAGCAGCCCGGCUCCGGCUACAACUCUGGCGGUCUCGGCGUACCUCACGGGAGCCUGUUGCCGCGCAUGCUCCCUCCACAGAAUGGUGUCGAUGGCGUUGGACCUCAGGGUGCUAAUUUCACUGCGUUUGGGUCCUACGGAUCUAAAAAUAUUAAACAGAAUAGCAUUAUUCAAGGAAAUGAAAGUAGUGAGAGUUACAAUGAUGGCAGUAGUCGAAUGGAGUUUUAUGGUCCACAAAAUAUGGGUCCCGGCCGACCUUACGGUCUGGGUAUGGACCAGCCAGGUUUCAACGGUGCGCAGGCAAAUGGCUCCGUGGGGUACAAUAAUGACCGCCAGAGAAAUCGCCGGCGAUGAAUACGACUGAGAAAAUGGCUACAAUGGGGACUCUCGUCGACGCAGGAGACGUUAAACCAGUGGAACAGAAAGUUUAAGCAACUAAUAGUUACAUAAGAUUUGAAGCUGACUUUAUAUUAUUUCCAUUCCAUGAUGUAUUUAUUCAAUGUGUGAUUGUUAGUACAGUGCUAUCAAAAUCUCUAGUUUUCAAUUGUGUUAGUUUGAUGAAUAUUCGUGUUUCUCAAUAGAGGUCCAUAAUCUAGUGUAAAUAUUCAGUACAUUGUAUUUAAACGUAAUAUUAACAUAACAUGUACGGGCUUAUAAUAGUAGUCAUUUUCUAUGUUUUUGCAACAAUAUUUUACAAGCAAAUACGGCACUAUCAAGCAAGUUACAUAGCAUACAUUUUGUACAUAAAAUUAAAUGUCGAAUUUUAAGUCACUAUUUUAUCUUUAGAUAAGAAUAUAGCAUCUAAUGUUUGAAUAUCUUAAAAAUAUGCAAACUAAUUCUUAAAUAAUGUAGAUGAAGCCAUUUCAUAAGUAGCAUAUUUUGUACUGAAGUUGUUUUUGUAUUGUAUGUGUUAUUUGGAUAAUAACUGUCCAUUUUAAUAUCUGUACUGCCAUAAAUGCAGUAUUUCAAAGAUGAUAGCUCUGUGCUAUUUCUUAAAUAUUAUAUAUAUUACAUAAUAGUAAGCUUUCUUGGAUUAUGUUUACAUUUACGUUUCCAAAUGCAGUUAUGAUCAUUCUAAGUUCAACAUGUAGCAAGACAUUUAAUUACGUUAUGUAUGAACCGUAUUUUAUUAUAAUAAACCUAUUAAUUUAAGGACCUAUACCCUUGAAUCUUUGACUAGUAAAUUGUAUCUCUUGUGAACGAAAUAAAAGUUUUUCACUUA
Messenger RNA from Trichoplusia ni (cabbage looper), 4011 nucleotides. Its product is annotated as ATP-dependent RNA helicase dbp2-like. Lineage: Eukaryota; Metazoa; Arthropoda; Insecta; Lepidoptera; Noctuidae. The record is from RefSeq and is a predicted model, not a curated record. The transcript is spliced from 7 exons. Gene Ontology annotation, cellular component: nucleus; ribonucleoprotein complex; cytoplasm. The coding region runs from base 210 to 3143 and encodes 977 amino acids. Gene Ontology annotation, molecular function: ATP binding; RNA helicase activity; RNA binding.